Messenger RNA from Otolemur garnettii (small-eared galago), 3701 nucleotides. RefSeq names its product zinc finger MIZ-type containing 2 (gene ZMIZ2). The record is from RefSeq and is a predicted model, not a curated record. NCBI's taxonomy places the organism in Eukaryota, Metazoa, Chordata, Mammalia, Primates, Galagidae. Gene Ontology annotation, molecular function: SUMO ligase activity; zinc ion binding. The transcript has 18 exons. Gene Ontology annotation, biological process: protein sumoylation; regulation of transcription by RNA polymerase II. The coding region runs from base 63 to 2819 and encodes 918 amino acids.
CCAGAGCAGCUGAGUCCCAGAUAAGCACUGACAGACCUGGCCUAUAGGCUGCCCUGUCGCCAAUGAACUCCAUGAACCCCAUGAAACCUGCCUUGCCCCCCACACCACAUGGUGAUGGUUCAUUCGCAUACGAGUCUGUGCCUUGGCAACAAAGCGCCACUCAGCCAGCUGGAUCGCUGUCUGUGGUCACUACUGUGUGGGGAGUCAGCAACGCAACACAGAGCCAGGUUUUAGGGAACCCCAUGGGCCCUGCAGGGAGCCCCUCUGGUGGCUCCAUGAUGCCUGGAGUGGCAGGUGGCAGCUCUGCCUUGACUUCUCCACAGUGCCUAGGACAGCAGGCAUUUGCUGAAGGCAGCACCAGCAAGGGAUACGUGCAGCAAGGCGUGUACAGCCGUGGGGGCUACCCUGCGGGCCCCAGCUUCACCACUGGGUAUGCAGGUGGACCAGGAGGCAUGGGCCUCCCCUCACAUGCUGCACGACCCUCCACCGACUUUACACAAGCAGCAGCUGCUGCUGCUGUGGCUGCUGCUGCAGCCACGGCCACAGCCACAGCCACAGCCACGGUGGCUGCUCUCCAGGAAAAGCAGAGCCAGGAGCUGAGCCAGUAUGGAGCGAUGGGGGCUGGACAGUCUUUUAACAACCAGUUUUUGCAGCAUGGAGGUCCCCGGGGGCCCAGUGUCCCCACUGGCAUAAACCCUACAGGCAUGGGAGGGGUGAUGAGUCCCUCUGGCCUCUCCCCCAUGGCCAUGAACCCCACCCGGGCAGCAGGAAUGACACCCUUGUAUGCAGGGCAGCGUCUGCCCCAGCAUGGGUACUCUGGGCCUCCCCAGGCUCAGCCACUGCCCCGACAGGGGGUCAAGAGAGCCUACUCCGAGGUGUAUCCAGGGCAUCAGUACCUGCAAGGAGGCCAGUACACGCCCAGCACUGCCCAGUUUACACCCGGCCCUGGGCAGCCCCCUGCCCCCUCUUAUCCUGGGCACAGGCUGCCCCUGCAGCAGGGCAUGGGCCAGUCCUUGUCCGUGCCCGGCCCCAUGGGACUGCACUACAAGCCCACAGAACAGUUCAACGGGCAGGGCGCCAGCUUCAACGGGGGCAGCAUCAGCUACAGCCAGCCCAGCCUGAGUGGGCCUGCCCGUUCCAUCCCGGGCUACCCUAGUUCCCCUCUGCCGGGAAACCCCACACCACCUAUGACCCCCAGCAGCAGCGUCCCCUACAUGUCCCCAAGCCAGGAGGUGAAGUCUCCUUUCCUGCCCGACCUCAAGCCCAGCCUCAGCUCCUUGCACCCGUCGCCUUCUGGAGGUGGCCCUUGUGACGAGUUACGGCUAACCUUCCCUGUGCGGGACGGGGUGGUUCUGGAGCCCUUCCGCCUGCAACAUAACCUGGCUGUGAGCAACCACGUCUUCCAACUCCGAGACUCCGUCUAUAAGACCCUGAUGCUGAGACCUGACCUGGAGCUGCAGUUCAAGUGCUACCAUCAUGAAGACCGGCAGAUGAACACCAACUGGCCGGCCUCAGUGCAGGUCAGCGUCAAUGCCACGCCACUUACCAUCGAGCGCGGAGACAACAAGACCUCUCACAAGCCUCUCUAUCUGAAGCAUGUGUGCCAGCCGGGCCGCAAUACCAUCCAGAUCACUGUCACUGCCUGCUGCUGUUCCCACCUCUUCGUGCUGCAGCUAGUACAUCGCCCAUCCGUGCGCUCCGUGCUGCAGGGCCUCCUUAAGAAGCGCCUCCUGCCGGCUGAGCACUGCAUCACCAAGAUAAAGCGGAACUUCAGCAGCGGCACCAUCCCUGGCACCCCUGGGCCCAACGGAGAGGAUGGGGUAGAGCAGACUGCUAUCAAGGUGUCCCUGAAGUGCCCCAUCACUUUCCGCAGGAUCCAGCUUCCCGCCCGUGGUCAUGACUGUCGCCACAUACAGUGCUUUGACCUGGAGUCGUACCUACAGCUCAACUGUGAACGGGGGACCUGGAGGUGCCCUGUGUGCAACAAAACAGCAUUGCUGGAGGGCUUGGAGGUGGACCAGUACAUGCUGGGCAUCCUGAUUUACAUUCAGAACUCCGACUACGAGGAGAUCACCAUCGACCCCAUGUGCAGCUGGAAGCCGGUGCCCGUGAAGCCCGAUGUGCACAUCAAGGAAGAGCCCGACGGGCCAGCUCUGAAGCGCUGUCGCACUGUGAGCCCGGCCCAUGUGCUCAUGCCCAGCGUGAUGGAGAUGAUCGCAGCCUUGGGCCCUGGUGCAGCCCCCUUUGCUCCUCUACAGUCCCCCUCAGCCUCUGUCCCCAGCGACUAUCCUGGCCAGGGGUCCAGCUUCCUGGGGUCUGGUACCUUCCCUGAGUCUUUCCCAUCCACCACGCCCAACACCCCAACCCUUGCUGAAUUUACCCCGGGGCCAACCUCCAUCUCCUACCAGUCUGACAUUCCCAGCAGCCUCUUGACUCCAGAGAAGUCUGCUCCCUGCCUCCCAGGCCAGAUGACACCAGCUGGUCACUUGGACCCUGCCCACAAUCCUGGGACACCAGGACUGCACACCUCCAACCUUGGGGCUCCUCCAGGUCCCCAACUGCACCAUCCAAACCCUCCCUCAGUGUCCCGGCAGCCCCUGGGCCAAGCAAGCUUAGGGCCAGCUGGCGAGCUGGCCUUCAGUCCUGCCACAGGCGUGAUGGGGCCCCCCAGCAUGUCUGGGGCAGGGGAGGCCCCAGAACCAGCUCUGGAUCUGCUCCCAGAACUGACCAACCCGGACGAGCUCCUGUCUUACCUGGGCCCACCUGACCUCCCCACAAACAGCAAUGAUGACCUGCUCUCUCUCUUUGAGAAUAACUGAUCCUGUGUUAAACCCUGGCCUGGCAGGGGUUAUCACCACAGCCUGCCCCUCAUGCCCAGCCCCAUGAGACACCUGGUGGUCCUCCCUGAACCUCCCCCCAACACACACCUGGAGUCUGGGCCUCCUGCCACUCAGCCCUGCCCAUGAACCGGAAGCAGCCUGUGCCCAUGUGGAGGGGCCCCAGGGCAGCAGCCCUUGCCACCCUCUUCCACCAGGCUCACUGCCGCAGAACCGUUCUUGCUGGGAUGCCCCUGCCCAGCGCCAUCCAUACACACGUCACAGCCCCAAUCUCACGGCCUUGCACCUCGUUCCUUCACCCCUGCCUGCUCCCGCCCAGCCUGCAUCUUGUCCAGCAUUGACCCUUCUGUUUCAACUCCUCAACCAGACAGAGGUGGCCAUGUGGUGGGGCUGGCUCUGUCCCCUAGGUCCGAGGGACUGAAAGCUCCUGUGCCCAGCAGUGCAGCUCUUGGAACCCACUAGAUGCCAGCCACCUGGGGGCUUGGGGCUCUGGCAGCCCAGCCAUGUAUGGUAUCAGGUUUCCCAUCCCCCCUGAGCUCCAGCAGCCUGGCAGAGACUGCGGGCAGGGAGCUAUAAAGCACAACAAUGUACAUAGUGUAGAACACAAACAGCUGGAAAAGGAGGGAAAGCUAUUUAAGUCAGCAUGUUCCUGUCGUACAGCCCCGCCCUGUGUGUUCUGCUCCUUCCUGUGCACAGACCCUCAGGAGGGACUUCUCAUGGGGAGGAACAGCAAGCUUUGGCCCAACUCAGGGUGGGUGGGCUUCCAGACUCAGCUCUGUGUAAAAAUUCUCCAACGGGCUGCUCUCCCAAGUUCCCCUUUUCUGUGAAAGUGAAGAAUUAGUACAGCUGUGUUUUUUAAAGCCA